ACUUGCACCACUUGUUAGUGUAAUUUUUUUUUUUGUUGGGACUCUUUUCUCGGGAACUUUCCAUGAAAGCCUGAGAAUGGUGUGGCACCAUCAGAGUUCGGAACAUGACACAGCCAAACACCAAUCGUCAUGACUUCUAUGUGCGCAUUGUGUGCCCGAGUCCCUCAUGCAGGUCAUCCCAGGCUGCUGCUGGCUGGCUGGCUGCAAGCUGCUGGCUACUGCGAGUUGCUACUCAGUGUUUCUGCAGACCAAGCAAACCAACCAGCCAAAAGUAUCCGUCCAAACUUCACCGCUGGUGUGUGUGUGUGUGUCUCUGAGCGAGUUUAGUGCUCCGGCUUCUGCGUUUCUUCCUAUUCUGCUGCAUGUCCUCGAACAUUUGUUAGCCCUUCCCCGCCUCCCGUGCCGUACUGCCCUGCCCACCCCCAGUCACUGGCUGGCAUUGCUGUGCUUUGCUGUGCUUUGCUGCGGCCCAGUCAUCUCGUCGCUGCUGCGCUCGACUGUGCCUUUGCAAGCGGAAGGCCGAGCCCGAGCGAGCGAACAGCGCAGCGCAGCGGCAGAGCAGCACCCAGCGAUGGAGCGAGAGCGAACCAGAAACACCACGCAAGUCAGUCCUCGUAGGGAUCCCCUCCAAGUCUGCAACCCCGGGCCCAUUACCCGCCGUGCACAGGAAAUUCAAGAGGCGGAACGACGGUUACGUGUUUCCAGAUGCGGCAAAACAAGAAGAGCCAAAAAAGCAUAGGCCAGUGGCCACUCUUCUGACUGCAACCUGCUCUAAAUACCGUGUCCAUCCCUCCCAUCCCCUUCUUGGCUCCAUUCCCGCGGUUAGUUCUAGUACGUUACUUGGCUGUGUUCCAUUCACUGUUGACGAACAAAAGUACGCCCAGAGGCGGAUGACCAGAGCGGAGUCUCGCUUUCUUCUCAUUUGCUCACAACUGCUGCUGCUCUCGUCUCGUUCCUGACCUUGCCGUUCCGGUCUCAUUAACUGGUCUCGUCUUAUUCGGGAGGGGAUUCGUAAUUGCCCAAGACGCUAAAGGAUCAAACGGCAACACUCAUCACCGAACUGCCUCAGCAAAGAAACCCCGACGGCGUCUCGCCCUGUUCUAUUUUCUUCUCACCUUUUUACCUCUCCAAAGUUCAAAC
Molecule: messenger RNA, 1140 nt
Organism: Colletotrichum phormii
Lineage: Eukaryota; Fungi; Ascomycota; Sordariomycetes; Glomerellales; Glomerellaceae
Exons: 1
Coding region: 167-739 (190 amino acids)
Source: RefSeq, a predicted model, not a curated record